ACCCGGGAUCCCCACGGGAUUAAGCUUUUAGGCACAUGAUUAAGGCUUUCAUUGCUACAACUGGCCAAUAUUUUCAAUUAAGUGACCAAGUUAGAUUUUCUUUAGGCAUGCAGGUUCAUACCAUGUCCCUGUGCUCUAGUAAGGGACACAAUAGGGGUUGAUUUUUUGGGGGUAUAGGAAUGAUUAUAAGAAUUUUUUUCCGAAAAUUUUCUUUAAGUUUCAAAGAUCCAGAAGGAUGCACAAUUAGUUUGAUUCAAGUAUCUAUAUAGUGUGUAGAAUUAUAGGUUUUAAUUCAGUUCAUUACGAGCUGCAUGGAAGUGUCUGCAUGUAGAAUUACUGUAUUAUUCAUUUGAUAUGUGGUUGCAUGUAGUAUUAGGUUGUAAUUCAUAAUUUUCAUGACCUGCAUGGAGUACAACUGUAUGGUAUAGGGGUGCAGGCAUAACUUAAAGUAGGCCAACAACCUUCAGAUUGUGUUUGAGAAAGAGGCUUCAGGUGAGCCUUGUAAUCAAUGGGUCUCUUUGUUUUUUUUUUGGGGGGGGGAGGUUGGGUUUUUUUUGUUGUUGAUAAAUUUACAGGUCUUUUAGGAAAGAUAACUUACAGUAUAACAAGUAUAGAAGCCCUGAAAAUGAAAAUAAAAUGUCUAUGUAGUUAAGAGAAGCUUUUCAAAAUAGUUAUAUGGACCAAAUUCAGGCGGGGGAAAAUGUGGACCAGAUUUAUAUAUUUCCCUGUGAUUUGUCUUAUAUCCUGAAGUUUUCUUGCAGUAAGCAUUGCUGUUUAUUAUUGUGGUGCCUAUAAGGACGCGAAACACCAGGAGUACACUUCCCUUACCAUGUUAACAAGAGAAGCAUUUUUAUCUGAUAUGAGAUAUAUGAAGGAAAUUCCUUUCUAUGUAGAACGGUGUGUAGUUACACCAGAUAUUACUAAUGUAACGAGACAUUUAAAGGACAAAGAAAAUAAUCGUUAAAAGGACCCUCGGUUCAGUCUUAAUGUCAUUAAGAACCACACUGGUCGUCCUUCAGUGGUUUUGGGUGAAGCGGUGAAGCGAGACAGGUAUCAGUUUCUAAGUCGGAAUUGGCUGAAAUUUUUAAAGAAUUAUGUGACACAGAUAUUUAAAUCAAUAGAAAUUAUUCCGUGUCGUUGAGGUGAGGAUAAGCUUAAGGAGAGGGCGUCAGUGGGUCAAGUGAUUUGUUGUGAUUUUUUUAGUGGAAGUUUUUUUUCGAUUGGAACUUUAAUGUUCAACUUCAUUGUGUUCAGUAUUAUGUCAUGACCCCUCUCCAUGGUCACUCAGAGCGUAAUGUCCACUGCUUGUGCCGAAUUCACGCAGAAUGCUUGGAGAAAAGAACUCUGUAAAAACUGCCAAAAACCCAAAGCAGAGCACUGCAUUGUGGGAGAUUUCAGCCCAGAGUCUACAAGUUCACCUGUCCCCACAAAACGGACGUCGAUCAUCGCUGAUGAUGUCAUACACCAGGCAAAACGCAACGCUUCGUUAAUUUUGUCAGAGUUAGAGGGACGAAAUGAUGGACAAAUUGAACCACGAAAACCACGGACUUCUAGGAGUUUAUCCGUGGAAAAAGAAAAAAUUCAAAAACCGGUGAUAUCACAUCCAAAAGUGGCAGACGUUCAUGUGAAAAGCAUUCUAGUCAAAAGUGGUGAAACGCGGAAGAAAAGUCUUGAUAUAAAAUUUCUAGAGAGAGAACCUUCUGUGAUCGGUGAUGAUGGAGGAUACGACAAUCUAUUUUUAGACCAUGAGGAACCCCCUGCAGAAGAAGAUUCUGGGGAGGAUAUCUCAUUUACGGAAGAGGAACGAGAGUUUGUGCUUCAGGCUUUACAAAACACGAUCUGGAAUUCAGAUUUGAAAAAUCUUAAUGGUGUUGACCGUCAAACAAAUGAGAGGGACAAAAGUCAUGAAUUUGAGGAUGUGAAACUUACAUCCCUGUGGAAGAAAGACAGGUUCGCAACUUUACGAGACUGUGAUAAAAUAUUUUCCCAGCGAUUUGGAACAUUUCCGACAAGGAAACCUCUAAGCUCAAAGUCAAAAUUAGAGAGAAUGUUUGACCGUGAUAAUAAACUAGAAAGAUCGUCGUCAGAUUGUGACCUUCAUAAAAUCGAGGAGGAAGGGGAGGGAGCUCACUACGAGACAAAUUUCUCGCUGUUUGAAAAACGUCGUAGUCGGUCUGCCUCUGAAAUGGAAAAUGGGAACAUCGGACAGAAAACUGAGGCACAACCAUACAUGGACGUAAAUGUGGUACCACUAAGUGAAUCUGGCGAGGAAUUUAAGAAUGGAGAUGAUGAUGUGUUUGAGAUGGAUAAAUUUGAUGCUGAGAGUUUGUUUGAAAAUUUCUCGACUGAUUUUGACUUUGAUUCGUCAUCUGCUGGUAUGGCUCUGGUGGAUCAUUUAAACGCUAUCCUGGCUCGUUACAGCGACAAUGUUUCAAUCAAAGGGUUUGAAGACAAUGACUUUCUGCCUGAUUCAGCAGUCAAUGAUUCGUCGGAAAACUGCGAGAAAAUUUUAGAAAGCCUAAGAAUUCCAAAAGGGAGUAUAAAGUCGAAAGAGUUAGAGGCAAAGAUUGUGUCUCUGGCCACAGAUAUAAGAAAGAAGAAGCGCCCUGCCCCUAGGCCACCAGUGGCUCCUCCCCCUCAACCCACCACCAGAAGUAGUUCAAGUGUGAUUAGUGACCAGUCAUCAAAAAAAUCAUCACCCUCAAAUUCACAGAACUUUUUCGAACCAAAUUUUAAAAUGGUACCCAUUGGGAAAUCUAUCAUUGGCAAUAACCAUGAGAAACCCCUUUCACCCAAACGCUCAGGUGAUUUUCAUGAUGAUUUAAUUGAUAAUAAACCUAAGAGUGAUAACAACAAAGGGAAAAAAGGGAUCACUUCCUUUUUCAAAAGUUUCCUACGCAGAGGUAAAGAUUCGCCAGAGAGUUCCACGGAGCAAAUUCCCGAAGUCUCCACCCCUCAGAGAGCAAGUGCACCCAUAACCCCAGUUAUAGCCACUCCCGAAAAAGUUACAGCCACUCCCGAAAAAAGGAAAGAGUCAUCACCUGUGGAAAUAAAAGAGGAGAAAAAAUCGCCACAGGUUAAAGCCAAAGUCCUUCCCGCUGUUUCAUGUCGAAAGUCACGUACCAGUAUUAUCAUGUCUGCAUCAGAGACCUCAACCUUAUUUAAUGGACCACAAGGUAACCAACUAGAGGAGAAGGAAAAUACUGAAAGCGAAAGUAUGACCAGCAGUGUUAUUGUAGAUGAAAGUGAAACUAAAGGUGAAGGGAAGUCCAUUGAAUGUGCUCCAGUUGUGAAACCAAGUGUUCCCACACGACCCAAACCACCACCAAACCCAAAACGACCCACAGUUUCACCCCAGCAUGAAGCCAAGGAGUCCCGGUCACACUCAACAGACGGACCGGAAAGAAGGGGAUCGGAGACGGACAGCAGGACAGGAAGUUUGGAAAGGUCAGAUAAAGGAAGUCUGGAAAGGGAGAUAGCUAGAACUCUGUCUAAAGAAGACAGCCCUAAGAGAGACUUGGACGGUCAGCAGGUGGUCAGACGAAGAGCCAAGAGUCCGAAGCGAGUCUCCGCACCGCUGAAACCGUCCUCUUCUGCAAAAAGCUUAGAUAGCAAAAAUGUCAUGUUUACCAAAGAACUGGAAAUGAGACUUAGUAAGACCUUGGAUUCCAAGGUCAGUGCCAGUCCUGCUGGUCAGAAACCGAGUGCAGAUGCCAAGAAGUUGGCCCCACAACCUCCUGUCGCAAGUGUUAAAGCAGAAACCCUACCAGCUCAGACAACUGGGCGGGGGAACCAGACAACUGUUAAACAAGAGGCUUCACCAGCUCAGACAACAGGGCAGGUGAACCAGUCAACAGAAUUAAAAGAGGAGAAGAAGGAGGAAGCAGACCUAGCUCCCGCAGAGAAAAUUGAAUUACCCAGGGCAGCCAGUCGCAAGAGUUUUCUGGGAAAACUGGGGAACAAAAAAUCCAGAGCCCCUCCCCGGCCGCCAAGCUCUUCUGUAAAACGGACCAAAUCAAUCACCGAGAAUGGCGGGGAGCUACAGGUCAAGAAAAUCGACCCCUCUGAUAUAUCGGGACCAGUGCUGAUAACUUCAAUGACAGGGGGAUCGUCGCUAAAUCGCAGGAACACCAUCGCUAUUGGGGAUGACCCCUCCAUGGUAUCCGGAGAAUCUACUUCUUCAGGAUCGACAGCAGAAAAGUAUGAUGAGUGGCCCGAGUUAUCUCCACUUGGUUCACUUGAAAAUGUUUAUGAACCAAUCAUCCCAAAGGAACCUCCUCCCCCACCCCCCUCAGGACCUCAGGGUGAGGGCGACCAGACAGCACCGCACAGCACAACGCUGUCUGUUCCUAAAUCACCCAGCGAGGGAUACCUGGAACCAGUCUCGAAGCGGUCAGUAGUGACCACAGCAACCAGUGACCAGAAACCUGAGGAGGCUCCCCAAGUUUCCAUGGAGACGACAGAAGGGGAGGAAGUCGGUGUUAAUAGUGUACAGACAAAUCCACCGAAAACAGAGAUUUCUGAUGAGAGAGAGAGGAUUUUGGCCUCCCAGCCUAUUUAUGAGGAAAUUAAUGGGUAUGGAAAAGAACCUCCUAAACAGGUUCAUAACAUUAUGGAUAUGCAAAGAUCAGUGACAGAUACCCUGUCCAAAGAUAUGCACAGGUCCAUGAAUGAGAGCUUGACUAUCGAUAUGAACGAGUCUAUGAUUUCAAUGGACUUUCCACCGGCUUCACCGUCCCAGAUGGGAAUGUCGUCUGGUUCUGAACCAUCAUCACAGUGCAGCACUCUUAGUCGACCCAAACCGUUACCUCGGAAACGAUCCAAACGAGAGAGCAAUUCUUUUGAGCAGCCUUACAUUGCCAUGAAUCGACCGAGCAUUACGUCAGCUCUCAAUGAGAACCAGCUUAGAGACAUGCUGAACCAGCUAACUUCCAUGAACCUUCAGACCCUGCGGGACAUUUAUACUCAAUACGAACGGAUCUUUGUCAAGGAGCCCGUGUCGCUGGGAGUUCCCACUGCGGGUCCGCUGAAGUGGACAGAUUUCGAUAUCUACGGGAAACCUGUUCACUCGUCGGAGCGCUGUGUUGUGUACAAUGCCAAGCUGAGACUAAGCACUACAAACUGUCAACUCAUGCUCCAGCACACCAAGCCUGAUCUGAUGUCUUCCCAUCAUGCAACACUGCUGAAACCCACCGUAAUUUUCUCCGAUUCGGUACCUUACUCCUAUCUCACGGAGGACUUCAUCAAAACCAACCAGCUUCUUCUCAAUCUCCAUACCAACCAAUCAAAUUCUGCCAAGUGUUUUGUGGCGGUUGGACAAUUUGACAUCUCUGACAGUCUUUCCAAUCACAUGACCUCUAUUCGUCAUGGGAACAGUCAGGUGAUGCUAACUGUAGAGGACAUGAUGGAAAACGUUCUGUUUUUUAUGUUGCAGAUUCUCAGUGCCAUCUCUCAUUGUCUUGACCAAGGAUUCAGUCUCGGGGAUGCUAACUUCCGAGAUGUGUUUAUGGUUUCCAAUAGCAACUGUUCUCAUGGUAACAUUGUGGCAUUCCUUCCCCAUCAGCGGUCACAUGAUGGCUCCCAUGUGGAUACGGUGUUCGGUUUCCUGGAUAAAUAUCUCAUGGAAAACAUGGCCAGUCUAAGUGAAUAUGAAUUUGGAAAAUUUGUCGGGGGUGUGCUCAGAGUGCAAAAAAUGUUACAGAGUCGUAAGAUAGAGAUUUUAUCGUUGAUUCGCAGUUACGUGGAGUUUUUAUUGUGGGGACCGAGUGAAACGUCCUGGCAGGGCGGACUAGAGAGGACCAGUAGCCUGGAACCUAAACUGUCCAUGUGGCUAGAGAAAGAACGUGCAGGGAUGGUGCAUGGGUUUGCCCUGGUGUCCUCCGCGGAGACGAGGAAGUACUCCAUUAAAGAAUUCUACAGGAUGAAGUUUCUACUGAAGUCUAGUGCUGUUAGUCUGUCUGAGUGUGUCAGGACACACAUGUCAUUCUGAUAUCACACACACACACACACACCUUAAUGGUAUAACACAAGUUUCUACUGAAGUCUAGUGCUGUUAGUCAUUGUGAUAUCACACACACACCUUAUUUCUUAUCUCUGAUUUAGGACAAGUCUGGUGUAACAUGUGAAAAUGUCCUAAAUUUUGUAUGAUCAUGAUGAUUUUAAAACAGUGCCGUUAGUGUAUACAUGUAUUUGCAAUUGCAUGCAAAGGAAAAAGUCAUUGAAUACAUGAAUUUCUCAUUAACUCUUUUGACACAAUUAUGACAAUUUGAGAAAAUUGCCCGAUCAGUUCGUAAAGCUAUACACUUGUACUGGCGAUCUACUGCAAUCACUAUAAAAUCACUACUUGUAUAAAAUCACUUUAUAAUCACUAUAAAAUCACUAUGAAAUUAUGAUAACAGCAAUACACCUUUAGUGAUUUAGUGGUCUUGUUCAAUGUUUCACAAGAUGUACUUGUGUCAUAUACAGAUAUAAUUCUAAAAGUCAACAUUGAUGCAUUGAACGAAAUCUCAGAAAAGACUUGAUAUCUUGGAUCCACCACUGUGUGUUAAUUAGACUUGAUAUCUUGGAUCCACUACUGUGUGUUAAUUAGACUUGAUAUCUUGGAUCCACCACUGUGUAUAUUAAUUGUAUCAAUGUUCAGUAGACUUUGAUAGUUGAUAGUGCUAUACAUUUCAAAAAAAUUUAUUCUAUUCACCUCUCCCUCCAUUGAUCAGGUCUGAGAGAGGGAAACCCAAAAUCUGAUUUUGAUUUUUAAAAAAAAUAGGUGUCUCAAUCAUUCUUUGUUCCCUGUGUGUAAGGUGUAUACAACAGGUCUUUGAAGUUUAUUUUCUCUUACAAAGUAAUUUUAUCUACAAACUGUCUCUAGAUCUACUGUUGAUGCAUUAUAAAAUGGAAUCUCCAUAUUAUAUAUUUCUUUUCGCCUUUUUUCCCCAGUAUUAAGGAACUUGAAUUGUUUUGUUUUUUAAUAUUUGUUAAAUCCUAAAUAGAUAUUUCUGUAUAGAUAUUUUAAAUGUGUUAUUUAGAUAUUUGUCUCGGGUUGUGCUGACAUUCAUUGCUAUAUCCAUUACAGUCAUGGAUUUGAUGGAGGAGAAAGAGAGAGUUGUAGAUUCAAUGCAUUUGCUUGCAGCAGGUUGUAUGCAAUCAUUCAUGGAAUUUGUAAAAAUAGAUCUCCAUGCAGAGUAAUCGGAUAUUCCUCAAUGUAGAUAAAAAUUCUCUCAAAAUGAUUGAUGAACUUUGUAGACAUAAAAUGUUUGGUUUAAUGAUGAUGUCAAUAAUAUUGUGUUAACUGAUUUUGCUGCCUUAAAGUUAAAUGGACAGAGUUGUAAAAGAAUUUUAUAAAAUAUGUAAAUGUUGUGCUUCUGGCAGUAUUUUGUGGAGAAGAUUCAAAGAGUUAUCUCUCUUUGAUUGUUAAUGAUUUUUUAAAAACUAUUUUACUUUGGUUAAUUUAUAUAGAAUGAAAUUUAAAAUACCUGUAUGAAUGCUGCUGAUUUUAAUAACUUUUUUUUAAUUUUUGAUUUGCUUUUGUCUUUUUUAAUCCCAAAUCUAUUUGCAACUUCUGCCUAGCUUUAUGCAGGGUUAGGGUUUUAGCUGUGCAAUAUGAUACAUUAUUAAUACUACAACUGUACUGAGAAAGGGUUACACAGCUAAGUGAGAAUAGACUAAUACAUCAAAUGAAGAAAUGUUGACAUAACUCAAUCAGAUUCUUAUUACGGAGAUUACAUGUCAAAUGGGAUUAAAUAUUUAGGAGAUUUUAAGAACAUAAUUAAUGCAACGUUUCUGACAUUUUCUCAAAAAUAAUUUUUUCCUCUCCUUGAGAAAUCGGUUUAAAUUUUAUAUAGUAGUAAUAUUACCAUGCUUUGUUUAUUAGUGUGAGUAGUUCAGUCGUUAGAUCGUCUAACUAGUAAUGCAAAGGUUUCGAUCUUAAUGGAUUCGAUCUCCGACUGCUUGAAAAUGAUAUAUUAUUGACGUCACAUAUGUGCUUAAGAUGCCACGGGUUAAAUUGUUAUUUUUCAGUUUAGCCUAUUCUCAUUUUGUUGUUAUGGAGCUUGAUUUGAUUUGUUUUUAUAAUUUUUAGAUCAUAUUAAUUUAUUUUCUGUAGUUCUAGUUUUUAAUUAAAUUUUUGAACUCGACCAAAUCAAAAAAUAAAGUAUACCCCAGUCCCCUUGCCCUUGUAAUUAAAAAUAUACUGGUAUUUUAUUUUACUGUAUUAUAUUAGAUCAAAAGAUAGUUAAUGUUGUAAAUCUAAUGAUAAGCAUUAUACAUGAUGCAUGCAUAUACAAACAUUUCUCCAGUUUUAUUAAUGAGAUACCUAUAUGUAUACUAUAAUGUGUGAUUGACAUUACAUGAAUUUGCAUAAUUACUUAACACAAAUAUCCCCACCCCCUCUCUCCCUACACACAUCACACACUUUUGUAAAAGCAGUGGGGUAGUUGUCCCACUUUCACAAACUUAUAGAUCCACUUCUGUGAUUUCUGAGAGUAGUUUUCCAUUUUCAUUGUAUGUUCUCUACAAAACAGUGCAUCUUCUACAAAAAAAAAAAAAAAAAAAAAUGAGAAACACAUUUUUUAUUGCGAAAUGUGAUAGAGUAAAAAAAAAAUUCAAAUGUGGGGGGAUAGAUAGGGGAAAAUAGGAGGUAUACAUUUUUAUUCUUGAACAAUGCAAUAUGAAGAAGAGUUAUGAAGUAGUGUUAGGGGUAGGAGGGUUUAGACAAGAGUAAGGAUGGGAACCCCCACCCCUCCCUUGUAAUACAUACAAGCAGGGACCACAAUUAUGAAAUUCAUGUUGAUCAUUUUUAUAUCAAACUGGAGCUGUUGUAUUUUCUAAGCUGCUUUUUUUUAUAUGUCAGUUAUUAUUUAUCACCCAGGAUGUGUACCAUUAUCGACAAAAUCUGAAGUAUGUGCAAUAUGUCUAUGUCAUUUUUUACUGUACAAUUUUUCCUGUGCUAGUAUGUUUGGAAUACUUUCGUUUUUUUCGGUGAUUUUAUAUAUUUAAUGUCUUAUACAUAGAUAUGUAUAUACAGACAAUGCUUACAUAUAUUCGUGAAGUGUGUUUAAAAUAUUUUUUACUCAUAUCAAACAUAUGACUAACUGACGCAAUAUCAAUAUUUAUUAACUGUAUAUCUAUUGAUAAAUACACAAGUACAUUUCAUUUAGAAACUUAUUUUCAUGCAAUUAACAUCGUAUUUUUCAAAGUGAUGUUAGGAAUCAAGAAAUAUAUAUUAAUUCAAUCUAACUAUCUACGGUAUUAGAAUCUCUGGGUCUCGCUUUAAAUGAAAAAAAAAAUCAUUACAAUCCACGUACUGCUCCUUUGCAGGGCGGUCACUCUCCUCAAAGUUAUAUCGCAUAUUUGACUCAUUCCCAAUGAUUAAAAAGUGGUUCAUUUUCCCAAUUUUAUAACCAAAAUAUAUUAUACAAUAUAAACUGACAGGCACAUAUUGAAUGUUAAAAAUGAAUCGUUGUUCUAUUAUUCUUUUGUUUUAAACUUCAUUUGGAUGUGAAACUCAAUUUUUCCUAUUAAAAAAAAUGACAAUGCAUUUCCCAUUGUAAGGAGACGCAAUUCCAUACCACAAUUCACUGUGACGUCCCUGCAGAACCAGAAAGUACCGUGACGGCCCUGUUUUGCAGGGGUUCGAUAGAUAUGUCCAGGCAGAUACUCUUUUGUAAUGAAGUAUUCUUGAAUUUCAAUUGGUGAGCUGUCUGCUUGGCUUUCAGAAGAUGAUAACCGUUUCAUUCUGACACUGGUAGUACAAUGUAAUCGUGACAGAUCCACUGACCAUGUUAUGAGAGAGAUACAUCAUGCCUCUGUUGUAAGCGGACACCAAUCAUUUGGAGGAAUUUAUGUCAUUGUGUAUAUUUUGUAUCUAUCGAUGUUGUGUUGAAGAGUUACUGUUGGCUGAUUUUAUCAAUUUCAUUCUAACAUUUGAUGUAGCUUUCCCUGCCAACACAAACUUACCCAUAAAGGUAGUCAUGGUGAAUGUAAUUGAAAAUGUCUGUACCUCUCCUCUCGGGUGUCAAUUCGGUGAGAGUAACUAUUGGCUUGCUAUAUUUUUGUUGCGACUCCAUCCAUUUAUUAUUAUUUUAUUUACGCCAGUAUUGAGGUUGCUAUGGUAACUGUGAUUGAUUUGUAUGAUAUAUACAUCAAGUUUAUAUAUAGAAUGAGUGGAAGUUUUAUUGUCUGUGAAACAGAAUGCAAUAAAUGGAUAAUAUUAAAACAAAAA
This is a messenger RNA of Ostrea edulis (European flat oyster), 10216 nucleotides long. RefSeq lists its product as uncharacterized. Bases 1277 to 5989 code for a protein of 1570 amino acids. The transcript has 6 exons. The record is from RefSeq and is a predicted model, not a curated record. Lineage: Eukaryota; Metazoa; Mollusca; Bivalvia; Ostreida; Ostreidae.